Molecule: messenger RNA, 3009 nt
Organism: Fomitiporia mediterranea MF3/22
Lineage: Eukaryota; Fungi; Basidiomycota; Agaricomycetes; Hymenochaetales; Hymenochaetaceae
Exons: 6
Coding region: 1-3009 (1002 amino acids)
Source: RefSeq, a predicted model, not a curated record
AUGCAAGGACCUGGCGCGUCUUCCCUGGCUUCCCAGCCCCAACACAAGACAGGUUCACGACCAACGUCUCCGGACUCGCAAAUGACGAACAGCUUACAUCGUGCAACUGCGACUAUUGACGAGUUCACCACAGCACUGGCAAAGGUUUCACGAGCACCUUCUCCGGAUGCAGCAGACCGUGACUUGUUGCACUGCUGCUGUGGUCGAGAGGAUUGUGCCAAUGCGGCUGCAUGGACGGCCUUCCAGAAUAAGCUCGAAAGUCGGUUGAUUUUGUGUGCUGAGGUUGGACAGGCUUUGUUGGCGAAACAUGAAGCCUAUAUACGAAGACACGGUCUAGACGACUCCGAUGCUCAGUCAGAUGAUGGAAGCGACUUGUCACGACCGGAAACCCCAACUCUUCACUCCUCAAAUCUGAUCUUGGACCCUGAGAAACAAGUAUUAGAAUUAAGGAAAGAGAAUUCGUCACUGGAGAAGAAAUUACAUGCAGCUCUACUCAACGCAGAAAUAUCUGAGGCAUCGAAGAAGUCGUUAUAUCAAGAGCUGGACGAGGCUAAAGAGUCACUCUCAAAACUCACCAUAAAUCAGGCAAAGUCAGCUGGUUGGGACACCCGUUUGAAUACUAUCUCUGAGGAGAAGGACGAUCUUCAGCAGGAGCUUGAUAGCGAGAGGCAAAGAGCGAAGAAUGCAGAAGCUCACGUCGCAUCGCUUAGAGAACGCUGUGUUAAGCUUCAGUCAGAGAUGGGUCGGUUGUAUGAUGAACUGGAUCAACAAAAACAAUCCCGAACCGAGCUCUCUGAAGAAAUAGUUCGCGAUGCUCGAGCUCGUCUGCAAAUGGUUCAACACCAACAAUUUGGGCACUCAUUGCUGUCUGACAACCCAGAGAUUACUCAGAUGAUGGAGUCCUUGGUCGCUGAUAACGAAGCUUUGAAGCGCGAUGUCGCAGAAUUACAGAAUCUCCUCGCAGAAUCUCGAGAGGAUGUCCGCGUGUUACAGGAGGAAGUCCAGGAGUCGCGGGUAGCGGGACGCAUGUCGAGGAAUAUUUCUUCUUUAUCGACUCGUCCAGGUCACGGCUAUUCGUUUAGCUGGGCCUCAUCAUUUGGACAAGCUCCUCUCUCUCCCGUUUCUCGCAGUGCGGCUCACUCUACGCAACCUAGCGAAUCAUUAUCACCUCAGCCCGAAGCCCGACCGCUCUCUCCGCCGGAGUCUCGUGCAGCAUCUGAGAGACGCUUUCCAGCUUUAUCCAGCCCUCGUCCGAAAUACCCUCCCUCGCAGCUCAAUCUUGAUAUCGAAGACAGGAAUGCGCGCAUAAAAUCUCCUGACUUUCCUGGGAAGAAGUCGCCUAGAAGGCCUCUUUUUCUGUUGUCGCAGAAUAAGGCUGUCCAAACGGAUGACAUUAGUUGGACGAGUCUGCUUUCUCCGGUACAUCGCGCUCAGACGGAUGACGGCUCAUCAUCGACCCCAGCUCGUGAAGGAAGAUCUGAGUCAUCGUCAUUGGCAGAUACGCAUUCAUAUGCUUCGACGAUUGCUGCUGUCGUUGACCGAGCCAAUUCUCUGUUCACCCGUAUGACACAAGCCGAUGCUCGGACUCUCAUGAACCGGCUCAAGCGCCAGCGACUCGCAGGUGACAUUUCACAUUUGUCGCAUGCGACCGUUUCUUCCAUCCUUUCGGAUGCCAAUAGCCUCCGCUCACAUUUCCGUGGUGUUCUUGAAGAUGAACGAGCCAUAAGCACAUGCACUAGGCGGGACUUGCGUGCCUUACUUGGAUUAUUGCGCGAGAUGGUUGGAGAGAUGGGUAUGAUGCGUAUUGCUCUAAACGAUGUCAUUCUCGACCCUUCCUUAGCGCCUAAGUUAAGUGAAGCCGCAAUGGAUCCCUCGAAGGAUUUGACCGAGGCAGGUACUCGUGGAGCCAAGUCCAACGCGUCCGGUUGGAUGGCACCUCUAUCGAAACUCUUCUCUGGUGUAAACACGCAAGCGGACGACAAAGUGGCGGAGCGUGUGUCUACCCCUUCUCGGGCGGUGUCUGGUGCAACCGCAGCAAACGCGACGCUGCGACAGAAACCGCCCAAGUUUGCCCCGAAAUCUGGUCCUGCACUUGCAGCAUCUGCUACUACCGUUAACGUCGAGUUCUCCGGCGCAGGCGUUGGUCGCUCGGUCACUUCAAGUGCUACUGCUCCCAUUGUCGUGAGCUCGGGUGGAGAAGCUGCAAGAUCGGAAACCCCUGUUCCCGGAACUCUAUCAUCUCGGGCCGUUAUGGGUAUCUUUGCUGGUGCGCCUCAGCCCCAGAAGGACGACCCUUGGAUUUUCGUCACUUCAAAGCCAGACAAGAGGCUUCGUGGCCAGAAGUCCACUAUGGAUAUGCGCACAGCAACAUUAACCAGAUCCGCGGGUCGAUGGGGUGCUCCACGUUUACCGAGGAAUGUCGAUGCCGUAGUCGACUCUGGAUCAGCAAUUCACGACUCGGACGAGGAAGAAAAUGAUGAAACUAACGUUCCAAACACGCUUCUUGAACGUACUCUACGACCUAGAGGCUUAUCGGACUCGUCCAUACGAUCGACAUUUUUGAACGAUGGAGCCAAUCCUACCUCGCCGAUAAAUAAUGCUCCACAGGCCCCAGCCCCGACACCGAUUUCACCCGUUCCUGUCCGUGCGCCGUUACGUGGAAGAUCUGUGUUGCAGCAGAGUACGCUCAAUCCGUCGAGCACGUCUCGACCAUCGGUCCUGCAAGCGUUUAGCCGAGCGUUUGCUAUUCCAUCUCUAUCAACGCCUCCUGCCAACUCUUCCUCCCCACCUGCCUCGAUUCCAACUGGGCCGCAGCAGACCGUAUCAAAACGUGCAAUGUCACCACGUGGCGGACGUUUCCUGCCCAGUAUCGCAGGCUGGGCAGCUUCACAGGCAGGUCUUGAUGCAGAAGCUACAGAAGAGUUUGUUGGGAGCGUCCGAGAACGGGAAGAUGAUACAACCUUUGCGCGCCGAGCAUGGCACCGUGACAUGCUAGGAAGGGAGCUCUAG